AUGUGACGCCACACCCACAUUCCGACGCUUCCGAUCCCCUGUUGCUCUCCUCCGAAAUCAAUUCCGCGUGCCGGACCCCUUUCAAGCCUUUCACCUCCUGACUUCCAUCCAAAAUAACCUCCUUUCUCAGCUCUCCUGGUCCGUUGUCAAGCGGCGCGUCUGUCAUCGUCAUGCGGAUGCUCGAGGGCGUCGCCCAAGCACGCGUCGUGCCAAUCUCCGAAGCUUUUUCCUCCGCUUUUCUCGGCGCGCUCAUCCCACGUCGUCCGCGCGCCACAGCAGCGCGUCUCCGCGGUCCCAAAACGUCAAUCUUUGCCUGUGUCUGUCUGCGCCCUCUCCUCGCCCUCUUGGAGCCUGUCCUUCCUGACGCCGCCCCAUUGCCGACCCCGACCCCGCCUUGGUCCCUUUUCUGUCCGCGUGCCGGGGCGACCAAUCUUCGCGUAUUCGGCCAGAGGCGCCGCCACCACCCCUAUUCCGGGCAGUCACACAAACUCUGCGUCCCUCUUCGCGUGGUCGCCGUCGGAGGCUGUCGUUCGCGAAUCUGAUCCUGUCACCGUCAAUCGCUUUAUACCGCUUUCCCAUGCCCACGCGAAGUGUGUUCGACCCGGUGUCGGACGAAUUUGGGCUUUUAUGUUCAUUUCCACGUGCAUAGGACAUAGGACAACGUCAAACA
Messenger RNA from Schizophyllum commune H4-8, 670 nucleotides. RefSeq lists its product as uncharacterized. The coding region runs from base 171 to 542 and encodes 123 amino acids. Lineage: Eukaryota; Fungi; Basidiomycota; Agaricomycetes; Agaricales; Schizophyllaceae. The transcript has a single exon. The record is from RefSeq and is a predicted model, not a curated record.